UGAAACCAUGGCCUGGGAAUGCGCAUAGCAAGGAGUAGCGAGAAAUAAAAGGCGAAUAAGUGAAAAAUAAAGAAAAAGUCUGUGCUCCAGGUGGACAUUCUCUAAAACACGCUCUUGAACACGUUAUUAUUCGCUGUCAUAAUCGUCUGCCGUUUUGCUGGCAUUUUCCACACUUAUUAUGCACUCGUUGUGGCCGUGAGAGUGUCGUGAGUGUGAAAAUGGGCCCAAAAUAGAGAAAAAAGAGAGAAAAAUAGGGGGAUAUUCCCAUUUUCUACGCGUGGGCUUUGCCGGCGGACGCGCCUCAUCCCCCUCAUUGUUGACGAAGGAGUGAGGAACAUUUUGCAAUUUUCAUCGAUUUUCUAUGAGUGCGAAGGAGCUUUGUGCCAAUUCCAACUUCAUAUCGGGACGUGCUACUAUGAAGUUAUGGACUACGUAGGGAACACGCCGAAAUGUCUCUGGGAGCGGUGACAGGUGUUAAGAUGGAUCACUUCAGUGUCCUGGAUCCUCGAAAACAAGAGCUUCUGGAGGCACGGAUUGGAGGAAGGGUAAUAGAAACCUCCUUUUUGGUUACCUCAGAUAAUGAGCAUGGUGGAGACGCCCCAAGAAGUGCUAUUUCCCAGUCUAGUCCCCAGUUACCAAUACACAGUAAUACAGGAUCACAAGAAGCAGGGAAACCACUAAUAAAUCUAGGGGAACCAGCAGCAGUACCUCCUCUUCUCCAUAGGGUAGACUCCUCUAUGUACUUGGGUUCCAAGCAAGUCACUCCUUGCUCACCAAAGACCUUACAGGCUAAUGUAGGUGGUCAUGAUGUGAUGAUAAAAAAGAAUACUGGACAGUACGGAUCACAGCCUGAAAUUUCUGUUAGUUCUAACAGACAGGCCCAGAGUGUGUCUUUUGCUCGGAGUAGUACCCAGGGUACAUUAGAAAUAAAAGAAAUUGAUGGAAAUAAGCAUGUGAAUUUGGCUCAGAGCCUUUCACAGAAACGAUUUGAUAAAACACAAGACAGUGACAACAAAAGUAACAAGCACUUCAACUCGGCUGACCAACCAUGUGGAGUUCCUGAUGGUGUCCUGACUGGAGCACCUGAGAUGGACGACAACUCCAAGACUUCUGCUAAGACAAACAAGUCCUCUAACUGUACUGGAACUCCAGACAAGCCCUUGACAGGAGACUUGGAGUUGGAUCCUACAGGUGAACCUGUCAGACCAUCCAGUAAGAAGACUCCCAAAGCCAAGCGUCACCUAACGUCCCCAAGAGGGACCCGCGGAAACCCCAGAUUGGCGGGGGAGGUGGCCAGGGUGGGAGCCAGGUCGGACAGCCAGCUUCAGCUGUUUCUUGAGGCAGGGAGGCUGGAGAAGGUUAGAGAUGCAUUUACUGAUAGUACACUUGCAUUAUUUGGUGUGGGUUUGUUUGAAAAGUACUUGGGAAUUUGUUAAAGAAACUGUAGAUAUUUUUAUUUUAAGAUGCACAAAAAUUAAGCUUCUUUAAAAGUAAGAUUUAAAGUUGAAUACUUAGCUUGGGCAAUAGCUAUUGAUCAAGUUUAGCACUUUUAAGGCUAGUUGAUACUUGCACCUUAUGAAAACAAAGUUGAAAAAAAUAGACACUAAGAUAGAUUGUAUUGAUACUGCAGUAAAGGAAGAACAGAUUACUGGUAUCCCUGUCUCAGGAACACAGAGGGAACAUCCAAAACAGAUUGAUUACUACUCCUGAUUUAAUAAUUUUUGUAUUUCUCCAUCAUUACCAGUCUUGCGAGAUUGAUUUUCACAUGUAAAGCUUUUCAUAUCAAUUCAAGUGCUAUCAGGCAUGUGUUCAAUACUGCUUUCUGUUAUAUUUAUUUUCUUAUGGUGAUUAAACUGUGCAUUUCAUUAGAGAAAAGAUAGAUCAGCUAUUUUAUUUUUGUUUGCUUCUUCUAUAAGAAAUUGUUGUAGAAUGUAAUUCUAAUCCGUUAAAUAUUCUUAAUUUUCAAUGAGGAUCAUACAGUUUUGUCUGCACAUUUAUUUUCUCUUUGCAUUAGGCUAAUUUUAUAAUGAUAGGAAAACAGGACUUAUGUAAAGACUUACAUAUAUUAAGAGUAUUCUAAGCAGGCUAACUGAACAGGCAGACAAUCAAGAAUAUGCAUAAUAUGCUUAUUUUAAACACAUAUCAAAACACAUGAAUGCAUACACAAUAAAAAGAAAAAGAAAAAAAUG
Molecule: messenger RNA, 2189 nt
Organism: Penaeus vannamei (Pacific white shrimp)
Lineage: Eukaryota; Metazoa; Arthropoda; Malacostraca; Decapoda; Penaeidae
Source: RefSeq, a predicted model, not a curated record